This is a messenger RNA of Homo sapiens (human), 4112 nucleotides long. RefSeq names its product TSPY like 4 (gene TSPYL4). Bases 68 to 1312 code for a protein of 414 amino acids. The record is from RefSeq and is marked validated. Gene Ontology annotation, biological process: nucleosome assembly. Gene Ontology annotation, cellular component: nucleus. NCBI's taxonomy places the organism in Eukaryota, Metazoa, Chordata, Mammalia, Primates, Hominidae. The transcript has a single exon.
GGGCAGAGCUCGGCCGCUGCGGAGGACAAGGAACUCUCCCUCUCCCACUAGUCUGACUUCUUCCAAAAUGAGCGGCCUGGAUGGGGGCAACAAGCUCCCUCUCGCCCAAACCGGCGGCCUGGCUGCUCCCGACCAUGCCUCAGGAGAUCCGGACCGAGACCAGUGCCAAGGGCUCCGUGAAGAAACCGAGGCGACACAGGUGAUGGCGAACACAGGUGGGGGCAGCCUGGAGACCGUUGCGGAGGGGGGUGCAUCCCAGGAUCCUGUCGACUGUGGCCCCGCGCUCCGCGUCCCAGUUGCCGGGAGUCGCGGCGGUGCAGCGACCAAAGCCGGGCAGGAGGAUGCUCCACCUUCUACGAAAGGUCUGGAAGCAGCCUCUGCCGCCGAGGCUGCUGACAGCAGCCAGAAAAAUGGCUGUCAGCUUGGAGAGCCCCGUGGCCCUGCUGGGCAGAAGGCUCUAGAAGCCUGUGGCGCAGGGGGCUUGGGGUCUCAGAUGAUACCGGGGAAGAAGGCCAAGGAAGUGACGACUAAAAAACGCGCCAUCUCGGCAGCAGUGGAAAAGGAGGGAGAAGCAGGGGCGGCGAUGGAGGAAAAGAAGGUAGUGCAGAAGGAAAAAAAGGUGGCAGGAGGGGUGAAAGAGGAGACACGGCCCAGGGCCCCGAAGAUCAAUAACUGCAUGGACUCACUGGAGGCCAUCGAUCAAGAGUUGUCAAACGUAAAUGCCCAGGCUGACAGGGCCUUCCUUCAGCUUGAGCGCAAGUUUGGCCGCAUGCGAAGGCUCCACAUGCAGCGCAGAAGUUUCAUUAUCCAGAAUAUCCCAGGUUUCUGGGUUACUGCCUUUCGAAACCACCCCCAGCUGUCACCUAUGAUCAGUGGCCAAGAUGAAGACAUGCUGAGGUACAUGAUCAAUUUGGAGGUGGAGGAGCUUAAACACCCCAGAGCAGGCUGCAAAUUCAAGUUCAUCUUUCAGGGCAACCCCUACUUCCGAAAUGAGGGGCUUGUCAAGGAAUAUGAACGCAGAUCCUCUGGCCGGGUGGUGUCUCUUUCCACUCCAAUCCGCUGGCACCGAGGCCAAGACCCCCAGGCUCAUAUCCACAGAAACCGGGAAGGGAACACUAUCCCUAGUUUCUUCAACUGGUUUUCAGACCACAGCCUUCUAGAAUUCGACAGAAUUGCAGAGAUUAUCAAAGGAGAACUGUGGCCCAAUCCCCUACAAUACUACCUGAUGGGUGAAGGGCCCCGUAGAGGAAUUCGAGGCCCACCAAGGCAGCCAGUGGAGAGCGCCAGAUCCUUCAGGUUCCAGUCUGGCUAAUCUCUGUCCUGUGAGAAGCUUCUGCACAAGUUUCCUUACCACCUCCUCUUGGACCUAUGCUUGGCCAACAGCAUGCAGUCUUCCAUCUGCUUUCUCUUCAUACUGUGGAUUAUCUUUUCCUUUGGUUCUAAAUCUUCAGUAAUCGGUUGCAAGAUUGUUGGCUUACCUGCCUGUGCCAUUCUUCCUCUGGGCCUUCAUGCUUUUCUGCAUUGUGUUAACAUGUUUCAAGUGCAUGGCCUUCUACGGCUUCUAUGCCAAGCGUAUGAUACUAUAGAUAUAGUGUACCAUACUGCCUUUCUUUGCAUGGCUUGGACCCUAUCUGUGACCAUGCUCUUCUCCCAAUUUAAGUGGUUCUGUACCACAAAGAAUCUUGAUACAUUUUCACAAAUAACUGAUUGGGCUUCAUACUUUAUGCUGGCUGUGUCCUGAUACCCAUGUACUUAUGGUAAGCUAUUUGGGUAUUACCACUGCAAGACAAAACUGAUAUCUUAACCCGGCCAUCAACCCAAAUUGGACAUUCCAGACUACCACCAACUGGAUCCCAGCUGCCUUCCUGGGCUUGUGCCAUCCACCCUACUGGUUAUCUGAUAGAACAAGCUGGUGGCUGAUGGGUGACUGCUAGGCGUGACUGAGGUAAUAGAUGAAAAGUGUUCUAUGUUAUCACAUUGGUUUUCCUGUACCUUUGGUUACUCUACGUCAUGACCAGCUGCUGGUGAGUAUGAAGCCUGUGCUAUAGCCCACCCCUACUCACUCUCACCUUCUGGUUGAACUUUGCUUAGGCCACCAUUGUCUGCCUCAUCAGGAACUAUCUGUAGACGUAGCUCCCAGGGAGCUCACAGCAACACCCCCUACCACCAGGAUGGGCAGUAAUAUGUGACAGAGCCCAAAGCAAGGCUGGAACGCAGUCCCUUCCAGCUUAGUCUUUCUGACUCCUAGCCAACAAACCAUCCUUAAUGUGAGCAACUUCUUUAGGCAUUUCCUCUUUUCCCCGCCUGCACCCACUCUGAACAUGACAAAAGUUGCCAGAGUUGGGGCAUUGAGGAAGAGAUAUUUCUGGAAUGUGAGACUUGUUAUGCCUCUGUCUCUUUCUCUCCCUCCUCCUCCCCUCUCCCUCCCCCUCUCCCUCCCAUCCCUUUUCUUCCCUUUCACUCUGAAGCAGUUUUAGCUUAUUAACAGAAAACAAAACUGGCAAAGCAGGCUUUUUGUUUAAUUUGCUCUUUCCCUGAUUGUGUUCAGAGAGAAAGGUUAUGAUUAAAUGGGCUCCAGAUCUCUUAUUGCCCUUAUUCCUCCACCCCACUUCUUUUAGCAAGGUCUGAAAGUUUCAAAGGGAGACCUAUAGGUUAAUUGUUUAGUUAUAGGCAGUGUUAAAUUAGGCAGAUUUUGACAUAUUUAUCUUUUUACCCCAUCCAUUCUACCAAAACCUGUGUAUUUCUUGAGUUUUUAGUUUGAGAAGCUGGAAAGAGAGAGAAGGGCCUCACAGUGAUGGGUUCAGGACGGGUCAAAGGCAAAGGCCUUUGUGAUGUGAGCAAAGGCAACCAAAACUUAGCCUCACUCCACUUUUCUAAAGAUGGAAAUUCUUUUUUGGGCCUUGGACUGCUUCUAGGGUAGCAUUUUGUAGGUCACUCUUCUCCUUUGUACUAUUUUGUUUCUGCCCUGAUGUCCCUUGGGUCUCCAUCCUACUGCCUGGCUUUCUUGGCCCUCAUUUCUCAGCUUCUGCAUUUCCUUCCCUGCUCCUAACAAAUGAAGAAGCAGGCUGCAGCCUGCAUUGUGGAAGAUCUCCAGCCUCCUUGUAGGGGAUAAGGGGAUGUGCAGCAUCUGUGUGGAUUUUCACGGACAAGUUCCAGUAGGUGGGACAGUGAUGCCGUCAAGGCUUAGUUAUGAUCAUGUGUGGUGAUAAAGACCAUCCACCAUCACCCUUUUCCCCUUUGGUUUUGAAGGCCUUGCCCUAAGCUACCUGAGGGUUUAGGAGGUCUGAACACACACAGUGGAGAGGUUAAUCUAGGUUGGGAAACUGAGUAAAAGUCCAGAGCAGGAAUGAGCCUGCUGUGGCGUGGGUUUGGAAAGGCUCACAGGAAAGAACCUGCAGGAUCAGGGGUGGGAGGGGAGGCCCCUGAGGUGCUCUCCAGGGAAGAGGGGCUGGGGUUUAAAUAGCAUGCUUGGAGGAAGAUUUUCCUUCAAUUUUUCCUAAGUCCUUGAAUUCACCAGUAGAUUUUUGUAAACAAAAUGUAAGUCGAUGUUUUCUCUCAAUUAUCCUAGGAGUGACCUUUAUAUGUGUGGAAGAUUAAUGGUAUAUGCUCCUUAUGUCACUGUUUUUGAGUAAAAUCCAUUUCCUUUCUCUGUUUCAGCCUAUGACAAAAUUGAUGUUUACAGGCCUGCUUUUUGCUUAUAAUUGACAACAUGUGCAAAAAUACCAAAUUUGUGUCCUGUGCAGUAUGAAGAAUUCAGUGAAUAUUCAUUAAUGUAUUAGCUUGUUUUGCUCUCUGUUCAUAUAUGGCUCUAUUCUUAGAAAUAUAAUUUGAAUGUGAUCUUUCAAUAGUCUGAAUAUUUUACAAAUUAUAGCUAUGUCUUGUGAAAAUAACCUCAAAAAGAAAAAUACGACUCUGUUGUCUUACUUGAUAUUUCUUGCCCUAGUAAUGUACUUGACAUUUAUGUUCCUAAGCAGUGUAAGUACCAGUAGAAUUUCUCUGUCAAACUCAAUGAUCAUUUAGUACUUUUGUCUUCUCCCAUGUGCUUGAAGGAAAAAUAAAGUGUCACUACCGUAUUUCUUGUUUUCAUCAAAAAAUAAAAAUAAUUUAAAAAA